UCUUGGUGGGGUGGGGGGUGUGCAAGUGACAUUGCGGCUGUGUGUUGAAUACCCUUCGUGGGCAGGAUGCUGUGCCCUCUGAAAACUGAGCAGGCCUCGCCGGUGUGUGCGUGUGUGAUGGUGGUGACGGCGGCGGCGUGCGUUGUGUGCAAGGCGACCUCGGUAUGUGCUCGCUAACAGCACGAGUUGCCCUCUGUAAGCGACAGCCAUCGCCCGCGUUGUUGGUGGUGAUUUGCCAUUCAAUGUACGGCCCUAGCUUUAAUCGGCUGCUGACAAGGCCUGUCCCCCCCCACGUGUUUCUCGUGGGGAUGAUUGACCUUGCGAUACUGUACUUUACGCGGUUUAGUUGGUGGUGGGUAGGGGAAGUGGCAGGAACCAAUUAAUAUCACUCGCCACUGAUGUUAGCCGUGAGAGCUGCACUCGAACUUGGACGCCGCAGUGCGCUUUUACCGCUGCGCACCAUUGCCCCAGCCACGCGUUUCGCUGUUCCGCAACGAGGGCACUUGCCCUCUGUCGGUCCCGGCUCUCACCUUGCCUGGGUUCGACUGGGCCUCGAUCAUUUGCUGGUGCGGUGGUGCUCUGGGGAGACAAAGGCGGUCGAGGCUGGGCUCCAGCCACUGGACUGACCGCGGCACGCAGGGACACGCGCGCCGCCAUGUGGGAACGAUUCGCCUCUCAGCCCGGAGAGGACCAUGAUGGCUCCUCUGACAAGUUCUCCGCUACGGAGUCCAUAAUCAUGAAUGGCUCCCAAGAGAGGUUGCAGCAGAAGCUGGGAGGAGGAAGUGAAGGAUGCAGAAGACAGCGAUGCUGCUCAGGGAUGGAGAGCCCACGCUGUCUCAAGUGGGCCGUGCUGCUGCUGUACCUCCUCUGCAGCGUGCAGUUCACACUCUGGUUCACCACCGUCUCGCUGUCAUCGCGUUACGCCAUCGACGCUGGCAGUCGGGUGCCGGCAGAGCAAGCGGCCGCCCUGGACGGUGCCGGUGGUGGUGGCGGCGGCAGCGUGGUGCGCGCCGUCCAUUUGCUCCGGCACGACGUGGCGCGCGUCUCCGAGCGCCUCGCCGUCGCCGAGAAGGCGGCGAGCACGCGUACGACGCGGCUGCAGCAGCUGGCGCUGCUCGCGCAGGCAACGGAGGAGCGGCUGGUGCGGGCUCGGGAGGACGCCGCCGUCGCUGCCCGACGUUUCGACGCGGCGCUGGCGGAGCUGAGAGCUGAGGCACGAGACGGCGCGAGGGCCGCACAGGACGGAGGCCGCGAGGAGGCGGCGGCGCUCGCGGAGCGCAUCGCCAACCUCACAGCCGCCGUGUGGGACGUGCGGCACGGGGUCGCGGAGCUGCGCGACGACGUGGAGGAGGUGCGCGCCGUCGACCGCUGGAGCGCCGCACUGGCGGGAGCGGUGAACUUGACCUUGGCGAGAGGACCACCUGGGCCCAAAGGAGACAGAGGGGACCCUGGUCUCCCUGGCCAGAGGGGACCGCAGGGUUUCAAAGGGGAUGCUGGAGAGAGAGGACCCCAGGGCUUCCCGGGCCCCCAGGGACAGAUGGGACUCCGAGGCCCCAUGGGUCCUCCAGGGAUGGCGGGGCCGCCAGCCCCGCUGUCAGAACAGGGGCUCGAACCGGUGACCGAAGAACAUAGAGCCGAGUUUGUCGACAUGCAAACCGAGAUUGCGCCCAUCCCCGUCAGCGUCACUCGGCCACCUGGGCUGAAGGGAGAAACAGGUGGAGCGGAGUGCGGCGUGCGCCUGGUUGGGGGCGCAGGCCCCCACGAGGGCCGGCUGGAGGUGCUGCAUAAUGGGAUCUGGGGCACCGUGUGCGACGACGAGUUCGACUUGGCCGAUGCGGACGUAGCCUGCCGCUCGCUCGGCCACCGUGGUGCCAUCAACUUCCAUGACAGCGCUCGAUACGGACAGGGUGAGGGCCCCGUCUGGAUGGACGCGCUGGAGUGUGACGGCUCGGAGCGCUCGCUGUCCGACUGCGCCUUCUCCGGCUGGGAGAUCAGCGACUGCAAUCACGACGAGGACGUGGGCGUCGUCUGCCAGGCCUAGGGGCAGCGGCAGUCGCCAGCGCCAGCUCGGUGGUGGUGGUAGCCCGGUGGUCAUGGCUUUCCCAAUGCCGUGAGACCAACCAUGACCCCUGACCCUGGCUUGUCUUCACGUUCCCUGACAUUUGUACUGAUGAUUGUUCUCUAAAUCCGACCCAUAACCUUUAAAGUAAGUGACAUCAGUGACCCUAACCUUGACAUUAACCACAGUUCUGUGGCCAGUUGCAUAAAUCAGAGUAAGUAAUUUUUUUUCUUGGCUUACUGCAACUGGUUCACAUUACAAAAUAAAUGAAAAUCACGACCUUAGGCUGUUUCAUGCACCGUGACCAAACCUUAUCUUCCAAUUAGCCCUGAGCUUAUUAUACAUAAUGUCAUUGACCGUACCCUUGACUUAAAACUGCAGCUGCAAUUCCAAUUAGGCCAGAGCCUUGACCUUAAACCUGAACUUAAGACUGACACUCAUACCUGUCAACCCAUACAGUUUACCCGAUAUUCUUGUACAGGGAAAUUUAGUUUUCAAGUCCAUACGGCGUACAGCCGUUUCAAUUCCGGCCAAAAAACAUAAUCUGUUUGUUUGUGUUUCUUCCUUGUGAUGGGACUUUGUAGGAUGAAUGUUGAGAUUUAUUAGGGCACGGGGUGACCAAUAAGGUCUGAAGUGGUCUACAAUAAGGUUAGGCACUGAUAAGGGGGGUUAACAGGUAUGGACACUUGACCUGUACCUUAAUCCAAACGUAUGAUUCUAAUGGACCCUUGUAAGUUCAGUCAAUUGUCGUCUCUCAAACCCACACUUCCUCCCCGAAAAGCCAACCGUAUUCACAAGCAAUUCCGCAGCCUUCACAAUCGAUGCAAAACGCCCGGAUCUUUAAACCCCCCCCCCUGCUCGGCCAAUCCCCUCUCCUAACCACCACCAGGAAACCAUGAGACACCAAUGCACAUAUCCAAGGUGCAGAUUUGGGGUCAGUAUUAUGGCAAUGACAGAUGACUAGAGAAAGCGAGGCAGUAGACUGGAGGAGGUGAGUGGUGCAUGCUGUCAUAAAGGCAUUGGGGAACGUAGCACUUGUUGACUAUUUGCUGGAGAUAGGAGCUUACGAUUUAAAGGUUUGUUAAUUUAUUGGUGCUAGCCCUUCCCUGCUGCAGCAUAAUGGUAAUCUCCAAAACCUUUGUUGUCAUGGACUCUUACGAAUGAUUUAAGGCAGUCAUUCCAAUAGUUUCAUAUGAAAGCUUAUCACUUCCCUCCCUCUCGGCUACCUGGCAAUUGAAAAUUACCAUAUCUCAAGGUGGCCAGGUGGCUUCGAGGUCAGAGUACUAUGCUGGCAACGCUGAGGCCGUGGGUUAGAAUCCUGGCGGCAACCUCGGAGGCAGUUUCUCAAGUGUAAUGAGUUGGUGGUCUCGGACUGGUCAACUUAAUAUGGAAUUUCAGGUAAAUUCUAACUUUUGAGAAUGAUAAAUAUCAGUUGACUGCCAAGCACCGACAAUUUUGCUCUAGUAUUGUUUGCGCCCGAGUGUAGGUCACCUGAAGAGAGAUUUCACCUGAAAUAGUUCUGUGAUAUCUUCUUGCGCUGACCAUUCUUUGAACACAGGGUGAUGCAACUCUGUACAGCAGUUUCACACGGAUUUGUUGUCUCUUGACAUGAAACACAGUCUGGCAAAAAUUCAGAGAAAAGACAACAUUUCUAUAAUUUAAACAAAUUAUCCCAUCUCUUCAACUACAUAUCUACCCUGGUGCUGAUUGUGAAGCCGUCAGCAACCCCGGUGCUCGCUGGGAGCCACAGCGUCAGCGAGCGUGAGUUUCUCGCUCCGCGCCGCUGCUUGCAACUUGAGUGGCAGCACCAUGAGUUCGCUCGCGGUGGCCACAGUAAAAGUCGUGCGGGGGAAUCGGAGUCCCUGGGCUAUGGUUUACUGUUGCCCCCCCUUUCCCCGGUUGGGUCAUCAUGAGCAGGACGAGUGUAUGCGGGUAUUUGGGUGUACGCUGGUAUUAAUUGGCAUCAGGCAAUUGGACCCAUGCUGUAGCAAUUGUAAGAAGCGAAGAGCACAAGAUAACUGGAGCUCUCCGGAGUGUUUUCGGGUCAUGCUGCAUGCUGUCCGACACGGUGUCCAACAUUUCGGUACAUGUGCUGGGAGCUUUUUCAGUCUGUUCCUGAAGAAGCUGCCAGCCAGUGUUGUGAAACGUCGGACAUCAUAGGUUUACCAUACACUGCAUAAAGAAGCUCCUCCGGCCACGUGGAGAGAACUGUCGUACGUGGUGCCAAACAGUGCGCGGCACCACCCAAAAACAUGUUGGGAGAGCUCUAUAACUGCGAAAACCUACGCGUUGUGAGUUGACUACGGUUUCCUUAGCUACCCUACCCCCGCCCCCGUUUACCCACCCUAGCCAUUAUCACUCGCGCAGUUGUUUUGAUUGACUCCCAUUUAUCCGGUGAUGCUGUGUUGGUGCAGCAAGCGGUGGUUGGAACUCAGUGCCUUAUUGAUGGGGAUGAGGUUCGAAUGCUGUCUUGGCUUAGGCUGCCUCUUCAAACGGCUUAAUUUCUUGGAAGUCAAAUGCAGAGGCCCAGGAAAACCCCACUUGAGUUAAAAUCCGGUAAAGUUUCUCCCACCCGGGUUUGUGCAGGUGUUUGUAGGAAUUAAAAGUGUAUCAGGUGGUAACCGUAGCAUUUACUUACGGGGCACGGUGGUUCCCGGAGAAUCGUAGCAGGAUCUUUAAGCUAUUGUUACAUUAAUUUACACCUCAAAAUGUUGGGGGUGUUUGGGAGAAUUCGGGGCGAGGGAAGAACACGUUGGGAAAUGGGGAUUAUUGCGGAUUAGCUGUGUGCGUUUAAAAAAAACUAAUACAUUACCACCAACGUUUAAACGCAUCACACCCUGUCCACUGCAUGCAUCAAAGAGUGAACAAAACGAUGCACAACUUGCCCAAACGUGAAGUUGGGUAGCUUGCUUAAAAACCCCACGAGGUAGGGGUUAGUGAGGUGUAAUCCAACCUGUUUGAUGAGAUGAUAGGGAAUGAACGCUACUGACCGAGGGUUCCGCUGUGGAGGGAUGGAGGCCACUGUCAUCGUCCCAACAAGCAGGGUGCGUUACUCGAGCUGGGUUAAGGAGAGAGGGUAAACGUGCUUGAUGAUUGGAUGGCCCAUGUAAACAAACGAAAGAAUCGGCUUAACACGUAGGUUUUUGUGACUAAUAUCCAUAAUACGUAUACAUGUGUUAUUAAACCCGCCACCACCCGACAGCCAAUUAGAAAGGUUUGUCAUGUAAACAAAACAUGCCAAUUAGUUACUAGUGCAGCACACCUGUGGGGACUUACUAACGAAUUGGCAUGUUUUGUUUAUGUACCUUACUAAUUGACUGUCGGGUGGUGGCGGGUUUAACAACACAUUUACGCGAUCUAACCCAAAAAACGUCUAUUAUGAACGAAAAAAAUCCUUGCUCUCUCUGCCAGUUGUAUGUAAAAAAAUGUCUCAAUUGUGAGGUCCCCGUGAGAGCAAGGUUUCCCACACUAAAGUCUGUCAUCACAGUGAAUCACGUACUCUGCUGACAUAUCAGACAGGCGCACAAGCCGUACAUACACACAUGCACAUACAACACACAGAGACAUACAAUACUCGCUCAUGUACAGUAUACGUCAAAUAUAAACAUUCUCACACGUAAAUGCACCUUCACAAACACACAAAGAUCUCUUGUUUAGCCUUGAAGGGGCAAGUGCCGUUAGCGAGCACCUAUAAACGCCAGCACAGCACUGACCCAGUGCUAGGUGGGGAUGUCCAGCCACCACAAAUUCAUCCCUACAUGUUUGGUCGUGUCCAAUUGAUGAGACCGUUACUUAGGGCCUGAGCCAAUCCUGCGUGCACCAGUGCUGCCCCGGAAUAAUCUGGGAGCUUCACCACAGCUCGGACAAAGUGGCUCCUCCACUCUGUGCGUCUGUGAGGGGGUUCGCUGGUUCGAACCCAGGCUCCCCGGCAAUUGCCAAGGGCAGCCCUGGGUGCUUGCGGGCACCGUUACCUUCUUGCGCAUCCAGCCGUUAUGAAACUCUCCGAUGGAGGAUGCACCGUUAUACUUUGGGACGAUCCUUUGCAGUGGCCCCCAAUUCUCUGUGUGAACCCACGAGAUCGUUUGUUCCAUCCCGUUUAUUAGCAGCUGCCGGUAUGCAGUGUGCGGCGGGCCUUAAUUUAGUUAGAUAAACAUACCAUUGCAUAUUUUGCGUGUUAGACUAUAAUAACCCGGUCUACACGUAGCGACUAUACAGAGCGAUUUUCAUUUGACGGACCGCCUGUUCAAGCUAGCGAUUGGCUCUGAUCGUCGUUUGGUAUUGGGCAACGAGGUAACGAUGUGAUGUCCCUUACUAGGUCAGUGUCACUUCAUAUGCCAUCGUGUUCCGGUGUCAUUGCCAGACGUCUGGGGCCAGGCAAUCAAGCUGCGCACGCCUAUUGCGUUUUUGUACCCCAGGACUGUAGCAUUAUGUUGCCACCCAGAUCGACGGCGACUCCCGUUUUUCGCCCUGUAACAGUGUGCCGCGUGUGGACCGGGCCCCCCGAAUCUUCAUUUAACCGUGAAACGUGUUUGUGUAUCGACCUUGCCAAUGGGCGUAAGUGCAAUCGCGGUCGCGGCGUCAGUGUGCGAACGUCCCGACUUGCAACUGGUAGCCGUUGGCCGUCUGGAGUGCAGUGCCGGAAGCUCUUGUUUUUUUUUUCCCAAGUGUUAAGGCUUGGACCUUAAAUAUCUGUGAUGGAGAGAAGCCCUUGGCAGCUGCCAGUUGGUGCCCUCGACUGCAAAAUGUCUGCGUGCGGAGCGAAACAAAGCGAGGCAUGGGUUGAGCCACCAGUAAUGCACAAUCGAGGGAUGCCAUAUUGCACGUGCCACUGACCAAGCCAAUAGCACACGUGGGUGCUUUAAGUAUUGGUAAUGGUGGUAACGGCUAUGGAUUUAGCACAGUUGGCUUGAGCAAUGGAUUGACCUCAAUUUGAAUAUAAACAUGAGAUGGCUCGUUUUACGUUCCUUAUGCCGAUAUAUUAUGUCUGGCAAUGGGCCACACGUUUCUUUUUAGGUUGAAUUUUUAAUGUGGCUGAGGUGGCCAGACGGCUCAUGGGACUGUAAUGGCAAUGUCGGAGAUUUUUGGUUCAAAACCCCGGCUCCCACCCGUGAUCAAACACCCCAUCUCAAGUGUAGAAAGUUUGGUGGUCUUAACCCAGUCAUCAAUGAACACAAAAAACAUCUUCCAGUGUAAAUGUUACUCCUUAUUUCGGCGUAGCCCUAAUUUGGAGGCUAAAGUGGACCAAUAUCUUGGAUGAUUAGCAUUCGACAGACCACUCUUUUACAGAGCAUUAACGAGUGCCAUCUAGUGUUAGAUUUGAGGAGCAGUUAAAGUGACUCAGUAGUUCUGCAGUGUCAACUUCCGGAGCCGUUCCAUGACAUGACAUGAGGCUCUGCCGCCUGUAGGUGUUUUGGAAGAUAACAUCUCCAUCGGACAACAUGACUAAUACCACAGUGAGGUGUAAAAUAUAGCCAUGUGUUUAUAGAUUCCCAAAAUGACUUGGGAAUCUGGAACGGCCUCACACGCAUAAAAUUGCCAGAGGGCAUCUUAGAUACACUCUUGGAUAGAACUGAGUCCCUUAAACACACUUAGCCUGGGAGAUGUUUUUUUUAUAAGCUUCCCUUGGUGUUUGACGUAAGUUCAUGGUACAUUUUAAGACCAUGUCGUUGAACACCUGUUGGUCAAAAGCAGACAUUUUGUGUCGUCAAAGUUGAUGGCUGCCCUGGAGUAUUUCUUGUGCCUUGUUUAUGGUUCCUUUAAAAAUGAAAAAUAAAACUGAAUGAGCCACGGUACUGCACAUCCACAACUAUUUAUACAACAUGUUCCGAUAUUUCUUAAUUUAAUUUUUUAAAUGUAGACUUUCAAAAUAGGAGGCUGCUUACUAGAAGCCUCUAAACAGCCUUGGAAUAUUUUAAAGGCAAGAGUUGCAAAGCACGACUAAAGUUUUGAUGGCGAAGCUGUUUUGUGAAUGGAAACGUAAUACUUCGACUUAUUUAGUAUGAAUCUUUUGGUAAAUAUAGCCAAUGUCAAACAUACACACUACAUAUGUCAGUGGUAUAUUCAAGCCAGGAUAUUCUGGAUGGCUGGGUGUCCCAGCAGUUAGAACGCUUACCAGAGCCAAUUUGCAUCGAAGGUAUGGUUCCUGAUACAGCCCCACAGGAUUUACCAAACGGCUCCAUCUGCUUUGAAGUGGACACUAAAGGCCAACAUCUUAUAUUAGCUGAGAAUGUACUCUGUUAAAAUUUCAGUUGGGGUCGAAUUGGGGUCAACUUAGCCGACCAUUGGACUUCCAGGGUUGAUUAAACCAGUGCCACUUCAUUCAGCGACGUCAGCUGUCUGUCAUUGAAAUGACUCUACCCUGCCAUAAUAACAUGGAAUGUCAUACCACUGGCUCAUGAACAGCAGAGAUGAGCACCGACUAAUGCUCGGUUUUAUCAUGGAGACAAUUUUACUCCAUUAUAUGUACGUGUGUGGUGUAUACAGUCUAGAAUAAGAGGUGAAGAAGUUAUGCUGGCUUUAAAUUUGACGAUUGAACUAAAACUGCUUCGUUAAUUUGUGAUGAGCAGUGAUUUCAACAACAGAUGAUUUCCGCCAAACAAAGCUGUUUUACAAAAAUCACGUCGCGUGAAUUUGUUCAAGCUUUGCAACGCUUCCCUUGAAAAUGUAUUCCUUUUGCGUUGUUUUUGCAAGCAAUUGUGCGUUUUUUUGAAUCUUUAGCAUUGAGUGAGUAACAACAAAUGCACGACGCGUGUGUGUGCGCACAAGGGAACGUUGUCUGAUAAUCUCGUUGAUCUGUACUGGUUGAAAGCGAAAUGUGCUUUGUUGCGAUAACGAUGAUGUUGGCGACCAUGAUGUGAUUCCGCUGGUUUUAAAGGCAACGCGACUAAUGUUUAGAUCUGGUGUAGGUAAGAUUGAGAUUACGUGACGAAUCGGCCAACUGAGCCUUACUUAAAACUCACUUGAUUUUAAUAACAGCAGCAACUGUAACAUCUGCACGGGAGCCUGAGGCGGUGUUCUGGGUUACGCCGUGCAGUCCUGUAGUUGUGGGCAUCAGCUCACAUCGUUUACAUCUGAUCAGUGAACUCUGUCAAUUGAGCCAAUGGCCAGCAACAGCUCUAGCAUCAGCUUUUGUAACUGAAACAAUUGUAUUCAGGCCUUUUUGACUCACCCCCAACAAGGACGUUGCGGUUUUCCCGUGAUCUCUAUGAACUGGGCUGUUUCUUAAUUCCGACUCUGCCGCCUACCACCAUGGCUCCAGUAACAGUUCACUGUGGUUCUUAUUUAGAUUUAAAGCUUUCGUGACUGCAGGGAUUCAUCUUCUUGGUUCUUUCGGUAAAGUCACGUAGAAGGGAAAUAAUAAAAUAAUAAAAAUAAAACAAUAAAAUACAAUUUUCACGACGUUUCGGCCACAACGCAAGCAGCCGUCAGGUGAAGAAC
Molecule: messenger RNA, 9496 nt
Organism: Lethenteron reissneri (Far Eastern brook lamprey)
Lineage: Eukaryota; Metazoa; Chordata; Hyperoartia; Petromyzontiformes; Petromyzontidae
Product: scavenger receptor class A member 5-like
Cellular component (GO): membrane
Source: RefSeq, a predicted model, not a curated record